GUGCCACAAAAAGAAAGUUCUACAGGCCAGGUCAGGUGUACCUCUUUUUCGUCCUUUGCACAGAUUCCACUCGAACAACAAAUCUGACACACUUCGAUUCCCGAGAAACAACUAAAUUCGCCCUGCUGAUUCUCUGACAUGGAAUCCAAGAAAUUGGCUGCUUUGAUUUCUUCUCUCAUCUCUGAUCUUCUGCUUCUCCUCCUCCUCCUCUUCCCUUCCUCCAAUUCCUUUGAUUCCAGUUCCAAUCACUUCAAUUCCAAUUGCUAUGCAAACUUUUUUCCUCUCAUUCACCAUCUUCUCUCCUCUCAAGAAACAGCUGCUUCCCUUUCAAUUCUCAAUCUUUCCAAGAAAAGAAAGAGAACCCAUUUCUCAGAACCCGAUUCUGAGUCGACCCAUGAAGAUAAAAGCCAUGGACCUUUUCACCGACUCAGUGAGUUGGCACGAGUUGUUCAAAAUCCUGACUCGUUCAGAACUUUCUUCAAAAUGAAAGCUUCCACCUUCGAAUGGCUUUCUGGUUUGCUUGAACCUUUACUAGAUUGCCGUGACCCAAUUGGGUCACCACUAAGUCUCUCUGCUGAGCUCAGGCUAGGUGUUGGUCUUUUCAGAUUAGCUACUGGGUCAAAUUACUCUGAAAUUGCUGACCGAUUUGGGGUUACUGAGUCAGCGGCUCGGUUUUGUGCUAAACAACUAUGCCGCGUGCUAUGUACAAAUUUCCGUUUCUGGGUUUCAUUUCCUUCUCCUGUUGAGCUACAAUCUGUGUCAAAUGCGUUUGAAAAGCUUAUCGGAUUGCCUAAUUGCUGUGGUGUUAUAGACUCUGCAAGAUUCAAUCUUGUUAAAAAAGCUGAUGACAAACUAGCUUCCAAUGGCAAGGAUCAAGAUGAUAUGAUUGCUGCUCAAAUUGUUGUUGAUUCAUCUUCAAGAAUUCUGAGUAUUGUGGCAGGUUUUCGUGGCGAAAAGGGUAACUCUAGGAUGCUAAAAUCAACGACUUUGUAUAAAGAUAUUGAAGGAGGAAGGGUAUUAAAUUCAAGCCCAGAGAUUGUCAAUGGGGUGGCCAUAAAUCGGUACCUAAUUGGAGGCGGAAGGUAUCCUUUACUUCCUUGGUUAAUGGUACCAUUUCUUGAUGCUUUGCCAGGAUCAUGUGAAGAGAAAUUUAACAAGGCGAAUGAUUUAAUGCGUGUUUCUUCACUUAGAGCAAUUGCUAGUUUGAAGAAUUGGGGUGUUUUGUCUAGACCAAUUCAAGAAGAGUUUAAGACUGCUGUUGCUUUGAUUGGAGCAUGCUCAAUUCUACAUAAUGCUUUACUAAUGAGAGAGGAUGAUUCUGCAUUGCUUGAUAUGGGAGGUUAUUCUUUGUAUAAUCAACAAUGUUCUCAGCAUUUUAUGGAUGCUGAAGUAGAGGAUAUUAGUAGGAUUGAUGGGAAGGCUUCUGAAAUAAGAAAUGCAUUGGCUACAAAAGUGGCAGUGUUUCAUGAAUCCUGAGAUUUUGUGUGUGCUAUUGCAUUCACAGUCAUACAAGAAGAUUGAUUUACCUACUUAUUAUGGAAGUAGAUGGAGGAUUAAUUCACCAUUUUUGAGCUAGGUAUAAAGUUGAUUGGGAUCAAUUGUUUCUUUAGACACUAACCUUGUGUAAUUGAGAUUUGUUUCUUUUUCCCUUUUUAUUCUAUGUUUGCUUAACAAUUGAUCCAGGAUAUAUCGAAUUCAACAGCUUAAGAAAUUGAUAAAGCAAAAGUCAAGUGGUUUCCCCACUAGAGAACAGUACUUCUUUUCCUUCUUCCAGUGCUAAAACAAAUUCGAUUGGCAUCAUUCUUGGAUUCUUUUGUAUGAACUCUUGGGGUGAUGAGCACUCAAGGGUAACACUGGAAUGAAUAGAAUUAUAUCUAUAUCUUAACUUUCUGAGGAUCGGAUGUAGAUGAUGUUGAUUUCUUGAUCAAGUGUAGAAAUAGUGGGUGGUAAUGACGGCUUAGGAUUUAAAGUCCUGAAAAUUGGACACAGAUGUUGAGAAACAGGUUGUCCAAGUAAUUUGCUGGCAGAUUUUGUCCAGGGCUUGCUAGUGGUUGUGUUGCUCACUUUCGUUUAUCACUUUUUUGAUAAACAAAUGGAGUUCCAUUCAAGAACUUCUGAAGCAAGUGCAGUUUACAGCAUCUUUAGUAUCUCAAUUAGCAACUCACUACAUCUAGAGGAACUCCAGAGGCAAAACUAAAUACAGCAGAACAACUGAUCGAAAAAUCAGCAUCAGGAGGAUCAGCCUGUCUACACUUGUCAGUGGCACAAGCAUAAGCAGAUAUGCAAAACUCCACAACCCCUCGUUUGCUAGCUUCAGAUGAGUCCUCAGAAUUAAGAGUCCAUACCCCUCGAGGUGCAUUUCAACUGCAAUAUAGUUCCUUGUGCUUUGUAAAAGUUAUCGCAAAGUUAUCAGGCAUUAAAUAAGUGCAAACAUUGUAGUCCCUAGAUGAUAAAUAACUUGCCAGGGCACUUUAGGAUCAGGUCCUGUCCUCCCAAUCUCUAUAACCUCUAUGAUUACCAACCAUGCUAGGAAGCCGCAUCCUGCCAUGUCGAACCUGAAAAACAGUUAUAUACCUCUUUUGUAAAAUCUCUUGUGCUGACAGAUUUUAUUAUGGCCUACGAUAUAGUUCUUUAGGUGACGUAGUCAAGAAAGAAACAAGCUGGUAGUGGUAAGGCACAAAGCAAUUAAAGAGGAAAUAUCAAAAGACCAGACGAGAAGUACAGGAUGCUGAUAGAUUUAUUAUAUCAAAGAAUGACUUGUUUAGCAGGAAAAUGCAGCCUCAACUCUGUCAGCUCUGACAAAAUGGAAAAAGAAACUAUGUAGUCUAUGCUCUGUCUGGUGGUACCAUGCUCAAGAAACCUGAUUCCCAAGCUCUUUGAGUUUUUCUUUUUUAAGCCCAUGUAAGCAAAAGAUUGCCUGAAGUGUGGAUUGAAGGUUUAAUCCUAUUCUAGAACUUUAAUUGUGCUCCAAAA
This is a messenger RNA of Ricinus communis (castor bean), 2973 nucleotides long. Its product is annotated as protein ANTAGONIST OF LIKE HETEROCHROMATIN PROTEIN 1. The record is from RefSeq and is a predicted model, not a curated record. The transcript has a single exon. NCBI's taxonomy places the organism in Eukaryota, Viridiplantae, Streptophyta, Magnoliopsida, Malpighiales, Euphorbiaceae. Bases 139 to 1476 code for a protein of 445 amino acids.